This is a messenger RNA of Mandrillus leucophaeus (drill), 815 nucleotides long. RefSeq names its product phospholipid scramblase 1-like. Gene Ontology annotation, biological process: plasma membrane phospholipid scrambling. The transcript has 7 exons. The record is from RefSeq and is a predicted model, not a curated record. The coding region runs from base 1 to 771 and encodes 256 amino acids. NCBI's taxonomy places the organism in Eukaryota, Metazoa, Chordata, Mammalia, Primates, Cercopithecidae. Gene Ontology annotation, molecular function: phospholipid scramblase activity. Gene Ontology annotation, cellular component: plasma membrane.
AUGGCUAUUUAUGACCUACGACCCUGGUUGUCUACACCAGAGACAAUAACCAGCUGUCCACCUGGAUUGGAGUAUUUGUAUCAGGUAAAUCAGUUAACAGUGUGCCAAUAUUUUGAUCCUCUGGGAGUCCUCAGAAAAUUUGAAACUAGUAAAACAUAUGAAAUCUUGAACAAUCAAGGACAGAUAAUUUAUUUUGCAGAAGAGAGAAAUAAUUGCUUCCUUCGACACCUUUGUGGAUUUUCAAGGCCUUUUACUAUUACAAUUUAUGAUAAUGUAGGUAGAGAUGUACUUGCUCUGCAUAAGGCUCUGAAAUGUAGCUGCUGCUGGAGUAGAUGCUGCCUACAAAAGCUAAAAGUUGAAGCUCCACCUGGUGAAACAAUUGGGUAUGUUUAUCAAUACUUUCACCCAUUCUUGCCAAAGUUCAAAAUAAAAAAUGAGAAUAAGGAGGAGGUAAUGAAAAUUAGAGGCCCAUGGUUGGUCUUCAGCUGUCUCAGGGAUCUAAAUUUUAAUUUAUUGACUGUGGAUGAGGAAAUGGUUAUUGGAAAGAUUUCAAAACAGUACUCUGGAUUUGUCAGGGGAAUAUUAACCAAUGGUGAGAAAUUUGGGAUCCAGUUUCCAUUUGAUCUUGAUGUUAAAAUUAAAGCAUUGAUGCUUGGAGCAACUUUCCUCAUUUGGACUACAUGUAUUUUGAACUGUGGCCAUAAGAACUACCCUGAAAGAAUAUGUCAGAGGUCACUGGCAUUUAUUUUUGCCAGUCCUCCACAAAACUAAGCAACUUUCACUGAAAAUAUCUAAAUACAUUUUAUUUUACUAAA